Messenger RNA from Lolium rigidum, 1168 nucleotides. RefSeq lists its product as uncharacterized. The transcript has 4 exons. The record is from RefSeq and is a predicted model, not a curated record. The coding region runs from base 206 to 1168 and encodes 320 amino acids. NCBI's taxonomy places the organism in Eukaryota, Viridiplantae, Streptophyta, Magnoliopsida, Poales, Poaceae.
GGCUCACUAUCAAAUGCUCGCCGAGUCUUCAUCCCUCCCAUUUGUUUAUCUUCCACCUGUGUCGCACUACUUUUCUCCGGUCUACAAAGCCGUCACACUCCUGUGCCGGCGAACUGCUUUCCUCAAAGCCUCUCUCCUCUUCCUCGUCUCUAGCUAAGCUGCUCUCUCGCAUCCACAUUCUCCUCGUUUCAGCGGCCAGCUCGAGAUGGCAAUAGACCAUGCGUCCCCUCUGGCGCUGAAGAGCAGAGGCGACACGGGAGGAGCGGAGUGCGAGGAGGAGGAGGAGGAGGAGGCGGGGAACCAGCGGUGGCCGCCGUGGCUGAAGCCGCUGCUGGCGACGAGCUUCUUCGUGCAAUGCAGGGUCCACGCGGACGCGCACAAGAGCGAGUGCAACAUGUACUGCCUGGACUGCGCCAACGGCGCGCUGUGCCCGCUGUGCCUGGCCGGCCACCGCGGCCACCACGCCAUCCAGGUGCGGAGGUCGUCGUACCACGACGUGGUCCGGGCGUCGGAGAUCCAGCGGGUGCUGGACAUCGGCGGCGUGCAGACGUACGUCAUCAACAGCGCGCGCGUGGUGUUCCUGAACGAGCGGCCGCAGCCGAGGCCCGGCAAGGGCGUCACCAACACCUGCGAGGUCUGCGAGCGCAGCCUCCUCGACACCUUCCGCUUCUGCUCCCUCGGGUGCAAGAUUGUAGGCACUUCUGGCGGCUACCGGCCGAGGAAGAAACAAAGCGGCAGCGGCGGCAUCGGCAGCAGGAAGAAGAAGAAGAGGGCGGCGCUCAAGGACACGCGGUCGGAGUCGGAGCACUCGUGCACCAGCACCAGCGGCGGCAGCAGCGACAAGAGCAGCGUGGUGCAGAGCUUCACGCCGUCGACCCCGCCGGCCGCCUCCAGCAGCUGCCGCACCGGCAGCAAGCGCCGGAAGGGCGUCCCGCACCGGUCGCCGUUCGGCAGCCUCAUCGUGGAGCUUCUAGGACGGCGCGCGUGGCGAAGCGCGCUCGUGUCUGCCGGCCCUGAUCAACAACACUCUGUAGCAUACUAUGUGGAGCAGGACUGCAGGAGGCAGUGGCGGUAUGCGCAGGGACCAAGAAAUAAGAAAUGCUGCUCUCAGUUAUGCAGUCUUGUCCUGGUGUUCCCAAUGCUGCAGAGCUAUGCAGGGCACGGCUGA